Molecule: messenger RNA, 2274 nt
Organism: Musca vetustissima
Lineage: Eukaryota; Metazoa; Arthropoda; Insecta; Diptera; Muscidae
Product: neprilysin-4-like
Exons: 1
Coding region: 1-2274 (757 amino acids)
Biological process (GO): protein processing
Cellular component (GO): plasma membrane
Molecular function (GO): metalloendopeptidase activity
Source: RefSeq, a predicted model, not a curated record
AUGUUACAAAAAGUUUUCAAAACAAAUGCGGUUUUAUUUGGUUUCGUGUUGAUAAUAAGCCUUCGUAUUCGGGGCAGUGAACAGAGUCUGGGUCAAGGUCAUCAUGGCCAAAAAGAACGACAAUUGCAGAGUCAGGCCCAACAGCAGCAGCAACAGCAGAACAAUGACCUGCAAUUGGCUAGGCAGCAAUUGCGAGCUUUCCAUGAGAGCAAGGCCAGGGAAAUGUUGAAAUUUAUGAAUCUGCAGCAGGAGCCUUGUAAUGACUUUUACGAAUUUAGUUGCGGCAAAUGGUGGGAAGCACAAAAUACCACUUUGCUGCGAGGUCAGGAUCGUUGGAGUAUGAAAGAUGUUAUGGAUCAUCAAUUGCUAAUGCAAGUGCAAAAUAUUCUAAAUGGCCCAAGAUCUUCGACGGAAUAUGAUGAUACAUCGGCCAAACAUUUCUAUAGAACCUGCAAUCAGGCCUCAUCAGGGGAGCAGGGGGAAUUUAUUAAGAAAUUUGUGGAAUAUUAUGGAGGAUUGCCGUAUGUCAAGGACAGCCACUGGCAGGAGAAGCAGUACAGCUGGAUUGAUGUCAUCGGACAAUUGAAGCAUCGCUACAAUUUAGAUAUCCUAAUCACCCUUACCAUACCCCGAACCACCGUGGGUCGGGCCAUACCAAUACCAAUUUUAGAGGAGCCCAAGAGGACGGUGUUACCAUGGCAUUUGUGCAGCUAUUUGGCCACCCAUGAAAUGGAAGAGAAGGAUGAAAUUUUCAAUGACAUUCAAAGGGAAAUUAAAGAUAAUCUGCGGUCCUGGUUGGACCUAGAGGAAACCGAUGCCAUACGCUUGGCGGGGGAUAUUCAGCGUUUCGAAUUUGAAUUGUGUAAAUAUAUGAAGAAACGGGAAUUGCUGGAUCUACCCAAUGGAGGUGAUGGAUUAAAUAAAACCCGCAAACGCUACAAUAUGGUCGUGCCGAACAACUUCCAUGGUGUGAUGCAAAAUCUGAAUAAUAAUCCGCAAUCGGUUAGUGUCUGGGAAAAUAAAUACGGUUUGGAAUUUCAUCGUUUUGUUCAGAUCAGUUUGGGUAAGGGCCAUUCGAUACCACGAGAAUUCUACUUGCGGGAUGAAGAAUAUUUUCAACAUCUGAACACCAUAGCCAGGAAGGGUCUGACACCCUCUUUUGCCUAUUACAUUAUGUAUAGAGCCUUGAGUGAAAUUACCUUACCAAAGGACCAGGCGCCACGUAGCAAUGAACGGAACCUCUACUGUAUUCGUAAAACUUUGGAAUUUUUCCCCGACACCCUGGGUGGUAUCUAUCAGAAUAAAUACCGCAAAGUAGAGGUGCUCAAUGAUUUACGUGACAUUUUCAAACAUGUUCGCGAAGCCUUUGGCGAGAGUAUCGAUACGAAUACCUAUUGGUUACAUGAUAGCUUUCGCAAGGAUAUUAAAUUGCGAACCCUAUCGUGGAAACUGAAGGAACCAGAAUUCCGCAGCCAAAAUGAUGGAGGGGUGUUCGAAGUGAAAUAUCAAAAUAAUCCUCGUAGCUAUUGGCAGGCAUUGGAUGCGGUGAUGGAAAGGAAUGCUCAACAAUAUCUGCAACAAUUAAGUGGUUACCCCGGUGCAAUAAAACAGACCCUCGACGAGCCGGUCUUCACCUAUACCACAAAUGCCGAAGCACGGCUGCAAUUCAGUUGGUCUUAUUUGCAGCCGCCCUACUACUCCCUCAAUUAUCCUAAGUCCCUAAAAUUCUCCUCCGUGGGUUUUCUCAUGGCUCGAGAAUUAAUACGCCACUAUGAUCAACAGGGUUGGCAUGACAAUCCCCCACCCCUGGUCAAUGCCUGGAAUUUCGAUAUACACGAUGAAUUCAAUAAAAUCAAAGAAUGUUUUCGCAUACAGGCAAGUAAUUAUUUACAUAAUUCUCCUAACAUUUAUCGCAAUGGUAGCCAGUUGAGAGAUUUUGUGGCGGACACCAGUGCUGUGGGUAUUGCCUUUUCGGCGUACAUGAAAUGGUUGGACGAUCAGGAUGCUCUCAAUGAAGAAUUGAAAUAUGAAACUUUGCCAGGUAUGGAUUUCACAAAUAGUCAAUUAUUUUUUAUCAACUAUGCUCAGAUGCAAUGUGCGGCAGGACGUAAUCGAGAUCCAGCAGCUGCUUCAGAAUAUUUCCCCUUGGCACGGCACACAGUGGAACGUUUGACCAUAAAUGGUCCGUUAUGGAAUGGUUUGGAAUUUGGUAGAGAUUUUAAUUGCCCGCUGGGGUCACAUAUGAAUGUUGAUGAUAAAUGUUUGACUUUUUAA